Messenger RNA from Papilio machaon (common yellow swallowtail), 857 nucleotides. Its product is annotated as mpv17-like protein. Gene Ontology annotation, cellular component: cytoplasm; membrane. The record is from RefSeq and is a predicted model, not a curated record. The transcript has 6 exons. The coding region runs from base 111 to 662 and encodes 183 amino acids. NCBI's taxonomy places the organism in Eukaryota, Metazoa, Arthropoda, Insecta, Lepidoptera, Papilionidae.
GUGUCGUUUGUGUUAAAGAAAUAUAUCGGGCGGGCGCAGUAGUACGGGACAUAGCGAGACUCCCACUCGUGUUUGUUUUCAACAAAAUAGAGACAAUCUAUUGUACACCGAUGAUGUCGAGGCUGGCGGGCUGGUGGCGCCAUUCGCUGCGUCGGCGGCCGGUCAUCACCAACACCAUCACCUAUGCCACGUUCUACACCGCUGCGGAGCUCUCACAGCAGACAUUCAACAAGAUAUAUUCGCCAGAAAAACCGCCGUUGGAUUUUGCGGCUGCGGCCCGUAUUGUUACGGUCGGCAGUUGUUUGUACGCACCAACACUUUACUUUUGGUAUAAAUUUCUGGAUAAAAAAUUCGUUGGCACAGCAGUAAAGAUGGUGGCCACCAAAGUGAUGACUGAUCAGUUCGUUAUGACGCCAGUACUUCUCGCUGCGUUUUAUAUCUUGAUGGGUAUAGCGGAAAGGAAAGAGGAUAUCUUUGAAGAAAUAAAGGCGAAGUAUUGGAAGACAUUCAUCGCAAAUCAAGCCUUCUGGAUACCCGGACAGACGAUUAACUUUUUCUUUGUCCCCUCACAUUUGCGUGUCGUGUAUGUAGCUUCAGCCUCUUUUAUUUGGAUCAAUGUUUUGUGCUUCAUCAAACGGCAGAAGACGGAGAAGACUGCUUGAGUAGAUUUCAUCUGGUGCUAAGUUAUGUAUGAAUAGUGAUAAAUUUGGAAGUAAAGCUAACUUUUACGUCAAUCGUAAAAUCAUAAUACGACAUCGCCGCAAAUUACUCAAAUAGACAAAUCGAAUAGAUUGGGGUUGGAAUUUGUAUUUUAGGAAAAUCUGUUUUAAUAGUUGUAAGCAUUUGUUAGUUAUUAU